CUGCGCUGGAAAGAAAAGGUUCCGUUUGCUAAGAAGCCGGUUUAGCGAUGAAUACCAAGGCUCUGGGGUCGCAGCUCAAGGACAGUAUCCCGAUCGGUGAGCUUUCCACGCACUAUGGAGGAUACGGGAUCCAAGAUACUCUCCGUACUGGCUUUACAAGUGUGCAAAGUGAGCUCAUGCCAAGCCACCCUCUGGAGCUCUCUGAGAAAAACUUUCAGAUAAACCAAGAGAAGGUGAAUUUCUCCACAGUUAGAAAUAUCCAAGGGCUGCACGCUCCAUUAAAACUGCACAUGGAGUUUAAAGCAGUCAAACAGGUCCAGCGUCUCCCAUUCCUUCCCAUUUCCAACAUUGCCUUGGAUACGUUGAGGGGAACUGACGAGUGCAUUAGCUUUGAGGAUAUACUCAAUGAUCCCUCACAAAGCGAGCUGAUGGGAGAGCCGCACUUGAUGAUGGAAUAUAAACUGGGGUUAUUGUAACAUGUUUGUGGGUGAGGGGUAAUAACGUUUUUGUAAAUAAAUAAGAAACUGGGGGUUUGUACCUCGGUCAGGGUACAGUUUAGAAAGCACAUUUCUUCAGUUUCCACAAACAAUAAAAACUUGUUUAUUAACGGGC
Molecule: messenger RNA, 612 nt
Organism: Xenopus laevis (African clawed frog)
Lineage: Eukaryota; Metazoa; Chordata; Amphibia; Anura; Pipidae
Gene: pomp.S
Product: proteasome maturation protein S homeolog
Biological process (GO): proteasome assembly
Cellular component (GO): nucleus; cytoplasm
Source: RefSeq, marked provisional